Benincasa hispida (wax gourd) is the source of this 3727-nucleotide messenger RNA. Its product is annotated as calcium-transporting ATPase 2, plasma membrane-type-like. Gene Ontology annotation, biological process: calcium ion transmembrane transport. The record is from RefSeq and is a predicted model, not a curated record. Gene Ontology annotation, cellular component: plasma membrane; intracellular membrane-bounded organelle. Lineage: Eukaryota; Viridiplantae; Streptophyta; Magnoliopsida; Cucurbitales; Cucurbitaceae. Gene Ontology annotation, molecular function: ATP hydrolysis activity; calmodulin binding; P-type calcium transporter activity.
UUCGCUAAUUUGGAUUAAGAACGAGUCCGAGAAACAGGAGAGGAGUAGACUGACGGUUAUAUAACUAAAGUAAUGGAAAAAAUUUCGGAUCAACACUCAAAUUGAUUGAUUAGCUGAUACUAAUUCCUUCACCCUGCCUUCAUCUUCUUCCUCCUCUGCAAUUCAUUCUUUUUUUGGAUUUUGUUUCUGAAUCCAAAAUGGCGACGUAGAGAGAGAGGAAGAUAGAGAUUUCUCUUUAUUAUACUUAAUUUCUGGUAAUUGUCGUAAUUUGUUAUUUUCACGAAGCAUCGCUGCAAGUCCGACCCACAUCCGUGGAAAGUGAAAUUGAAAUUUGCAUCAGGACUUCCUUUCGUUUCUAUAAUAUAAAAACUGCGGAUACCUAAGAAUUUAUUUUCACUAACUCACUGAGAAAAAUGGAAAGGUUUUUGGAGGAGAAUUUUGGUGGCGUCAAACCUAAAAACUCGUCUGAGGAGGUGCUGCAGAGGUGGAGGGAGCUUUGUGGAGUCGUCAAGAAUCCCAAAAGGAGGUUUCGUUUCACUGCUAAUCUCUCUAAGCGUGGCGAAGCUGCUGCUAUGCGCCAGAAUAAUCAGGAGAAGUUGAGGAUCGCAGUUUUAGUCUCAAAAGCUGCAUUUCAAUUCAUCCAAGGUGUGCAACCAAGUGACUACACCGUUCCCGCGGAAGUCAAAGCUGCAGGUUUCCAUAUCUGUGCUGAUGAACUUGGGUCUAUUGUUGAAGGCCAUGAUCCAAAGAAGUUUAAAUAUCAUGGUGGGGUUGAAGGCAUUGCACAGAAGCUCUGUACAUCAACAACAAAUGGGCUUAAUGGUGAUGCUGAUGCACUCAACCGUAGGCAAGAGAUUUAUGGAGUUAAUAAAUUUGCUGAGAGCGAACAGAGGAGUUUCUUGGUGUUUGUUUGGGAAGCCCUUCAAGACAUGACUCUCAUGAUCCUUGGACUCUGUGCUUUUGUCUCUUUGGUGGUUGGCAUAAUAACAGAAGGAUGGCCACAUGGGGCACACGAUGGCCUUGGAAUUGUUGCUAGUAUCUUAUUAGUUGUGUUUGUCACAGCAACUAGUGAUUAUCGACAAUCCUUGCAGUUCAAGGACUUGGAUAAGGAGAAAAAGAAGAUAUCAAUUCAGGUUACAAGGAAUGGUUAUAGACAGAAAAUGUCAAUCUACGAUUUACUUCCUGGAGAUAUUGUACACCUGUCUAUUGGGGAUCAGGUCCCUGCUGAUGGCCUAUUUGUUUCAGGGUUUUCUGUGUUGAUUGAUGAGUCAAGUUUGACCGGAGAAAGUGAACCAGUGAUGGUGAGUGCAGAAAACCCUUAUCUUCUGUCUGGAACUAAAGUUCAAGAUGGAUCCUGCAAGAUGAUGGUCACUACUGUUGGGAUGAGAACCCAAUGGGGUAAGUUGAUGGCCACUCUUAGUGAAGGUGGAGAUGAUGAAACUCCAUUGCAGGUGAAAUUAAAUGGGGUGGCAACAAUUAUUGGGAAGAUAGGUCUUUUCUUUGCCAUCAUCACUUUCGCUGUGUUGGUUCAAGGAUUGCUUACCCGUAAAAUCCGAGAAGGGACUCACUGGAGCUGGUCUGGAGAUGACGCAUUAGAGAUAUUGGAAUUCUUUGCUGUUGCAGUUACAAUUGUUGUUGUUGCUGUGCCAGAGGGGCUUCCUUUGGCUGUGACGUUAAGCCUUGCCUUUGCCAUGAAGAAAAUGAUGAAUGAUAAGGCACUCGUCCGUCACCUGGCAGCUUGUGAAACUAUGGGUUCUGCCACAAGUAUUUGUAGUGACAAAACUGGAACAAUCACCACAAAUCACAUGACAGUAGUCAAAUCAUGCAUUUGCAUGAAUGUCAAGGAAUCAUGUAAUAAUGCGUCAGGCUUCUCUUCAGACCUUCCAACCUCUGUUGUCAAACUUUUGCUGCAAUCAAUAUUCAACAACACUGGAGGAGAAGUUGUAAUCAACAAAGAUGGCAAACGUGAGUUGUUGGGUACUCCCACUGAGACUGCAUUAUUAGAGUUUGGUCUCUCACUUGGUGGGGAUUUUCAGGCUGAGAGACAGGCAGGUAAACUUAUUAAAGUUGAGCCGUUCAACUCUUUGAAAAAGCGGAUGGGUGUUGUCCUACAAUUUCCUGAAGGUGGUUACCGUGCUCACACUAAAGGGGCCUCGGAAAUAGUAUUAGCUGCCUGUGACAAGGUGAUCAACUCGAGUGGUGAGGUUGUUCCUUUAGAUGAAGCUUCCAUCAAGCAUCUCAAUGUUAUUAUUGAUCAAUUUGCUGGCGAAGCUCUCCGAACACUUUGCCUUGCCUAUAUGGAACUGGAAAAUGGAUUCUCUGUUAAUGAUCCUAUUCCAGUUUCUGGCUAUACCUGUAUAGGGAUUGUGGGUAUUAAAGAUCCUGUUCGCCCUGGGGUUAAGGAGUCUGUUGCAGUUUGUCGUUCAGCUGGUAUAACUGUACGAAUGGUUACUGGUGACAAUAUCAAUACUGCAAAAGCUAUUGCUAGGGAAUGUGGAAUUCUCACUGAUGAGGGUAUAGCCAUUGAGGGUCCAGAUUUCAGAGAGAAGAGUCAAGAGGAAUUGCUUCAAAUUAUUCCCAAAAUUCAGGUGAUGGCUCGAUCUUCACCUCUAGAUAAGCACACUCUGGUCAAGCAUUUGCGGACCACUUUUGAUGAAGUUGUUGCAGUUACUGGCGAUGGGACAAACGAUGCUCCUGCACUUCAUGAAGCAGAUAUUGGACUAGCAAUGGGCAUCGCUGGAACUGAGGUUGCCAAAGAGAGUGCUGAUGUGAUCAUUCUUGAUGAUAAUUUCUCUACAAUAGUGACUGUGGGAAAAUGGGGUCGUUCUGUUUACAUAAACAUUCAAAAAUUUGUGCAAUUCCAGCUGACUGUUAACAUAGUGGCGUUGAUCGUAAACUUCUCUUCAGCUUGUUUGACAGGUAAUGCUCCUCUUACUGCAGUCCAGCUCUUGUGGGUGAACAUGAUUAUGGAUACACUUGGAGCACUGGCUCUCGCCACUGAGCCUCCAACUGAUGACUUAAUGAAGCGUUUACCUGUUGGGAGGAGAGGAAGUUUUAUCAGCAAUGUCAUGUGGAGAAAUAUCAUGGGCCAGUCCUUGUAUCAGUUCUCAGUCAUAUGGUUUCUGCAGGCCAAAGGGAAAGCAGCGUUUGAUCUUGACGGCCCUGAUUCUGAUCUGAUAUUGAAUACGCUCAUCUUCAAUUCCUUUGUGUUCUGCCAGAUUUUUAACGAAAUAAGUUCGAGGGAGAUGGACAAAAUCGAUGUGUUCAAAGGCAUACUCAAUAACUAUGUGUUCGUUGCUGUCAUUGGUUCCACCAUCAUCUUCCAAAUACUCAUCGUCGAAUUCCUGGGAACAUUUGCAAGCACAACCCCUCUGACUAUGUCGCAGUGGCUCUUCAGCGUGGUGAUUGGAUUUCUAGGCAUGCCAAUUGCUGCUUUCUUGAAGAUGAUUGCAGUAUAAACAAAGCCACAUUUAAGCACAGAGGAAGAUGUUUCUUCAAUCACAUAGAUUUAGUGAGGCCGUUGUUUGUUUAUCGGACUUUAGUUUAGCUCUGUGAUUUCUAUGUAUUAUAUUAGUGGCCUACGAUUCGUUAAAUUGAAUAUCUAUUCCUUUAUAUGCACCAUUCUUUUAUUCUUUCAUUUUCAUCCCACUCCAGUGGCAGUGGUGGGGCGGAUGACAAACAUACUUCCAAUACCAAGAUUAUAUUCUAUUUUCUUCCUUCUUCAAAA